AUGGGGCUGAACCUGGGAGGCAGGUUCGGACCUUCGGUGCCACCGGCUGGAGCGGGCGACGGGGGAGGAGCUUAUGAGGGGGUCGCUGCCUCUCUUGUGAGCGGAGACCCGUGGAACCCGACCAAGGACGUGGACUCGGAGAAUCAUCCAGGAGUGUUGAAUUUUCGAAUACAACUGGAAAGCAAAGAACUGAUCAUAAAUCUGGAAAGAAAUGAAGGUCUCAUUGCUAGCAGUUUCACGGAAACCCACUACCUGCAAGAUGGCACUGACGUCUCCCUCAUUCGCAAUUACACAGGCCAUUGUUACUACCACGGACGUGUGCAAGGAUAUCCUGGUUCGACGGUCAGUGUCAGCACCUGUUCUGGUCUCAGGGGACUUAUUACCUUUGAAAAUAACACCUAUAUUUUGGAGCCAAUGAAAAAUGCAACCAACAGAUACAAACUCUUCCCCGUGGAGAACCUGCAGGGCGCCUGGGGAUCGUGCGGCUCCCACCCCAACGUGUCCGGCCUCGCCGCGCACAGCAGGCUCCUGUCGCCCUCCCGGACGCGGACAAGGAGGCAUAAAAGAGAGACCCUCAAGAUGACCAAGUAUGUAGAGCUGGUUAUCGUAGCAGACAACCGAGAGUUUCAGAGGCAAGGAAAAGAUCUGGAAAAAGUUAAGCAGCGAUUAAUAGAGAUCGCUAAUCACGUUGACAAGUUUUACAGACCACUGAACAUUCGAAUCGUGUUGGUCGGUGUGGAAGUGUGGAAUGACAUUGACAAAUGCUCUGUAAGUCAGGACCCAUUCACGAGCCUCCACGAGUUUCUGGACUGGAGAAAGAUGAAGCUUCUACCUCGCAAGUCCCAUGACAAUGCACAGCUUAUCAGUGGAGUCUAUUUCCAGGGGACCACCAUCGGCAUGGCACCCAUCAUGAGCAUGUGCACCGCGGAACAGUCAGGAGGAAUCGUCAUGGACCAUUCAGACAGUCCCCUGGGCGCGGCCGUGACCCUGGCGCACGAGCUGGGCCACAAUUUCGGCAUGAACCACGACACGCUGGAGAGGGGCUGUAGCUGCAAAACGGCUGCCGACAAAGGAGGCUGCAUCAUGAACCCUUCAACCGGGUACCCGUUCCCCGUGCUGUUCAGCAGCUGCAGCAGGAGGGACCUGGAGGCCAGCCUGGAGAAGGGCGUGGGCAUGUGCCUCUUUAACCUGCCGGAAGUGAAGCAGGCUUUCGGGGGCCGGAAGUGCGGGAACGGAUACGUGGAAGAAGGAGAGGAGUGUGACUGCGGGGAGCCGGAGGAGUGUCUGAAUUCCUGCUGCAACGCCACCACCUGCACGCUGAAGCCAGACGCCGUCUGCGCGCACGGGCUGUGCUGCGACGCCUGCCAGCUGAAACCUGCGGGAACAGCCUGCAGGGAGCCCAGCAACUCCUGCGACCUCCCGGAGUUCUGCACGGGGGCCAGUCCUCACUGCCCGGCCAACGUGUAUCUGCACGACGGGCACCCGUGUCAGGGGGUGGACGGCUACUGCUACAACGGCAUCUGCCAGACCCACGAGCAGCAGUGCGUCACCCUCUGGGGACCAGGUGCUAAACCUGCCCCUGGGAUCUGCUUUGAGAGAGUCAACUCUGCAGGUGACCCUUAUGGCAACUGUGGCAAAAACUCCAAGAGUUCCUUUGCCAAGUGCGAGCUGAGAGAUGCUAAAUGUGGAAAAAUCCAGUGUCAAGGAGGUGCCAGCAGGCCAGUCAUUGGUACCAAUGCCGUUUCCAUAGAGACGAAUAUCCCGCUGCAGGAAGGCGGUCGGAUUCUGUGCCGUGGGACCCACGUGUAUUUGGGCGAUGACAUGCCGGACCCUGGGCUCGUGCUUGCCGGCACAAAGUGUGCGGAUGGAAAAAUCUGCCUCAACCGCCGCUGUCAGAACGUCAGCGUCUUCGGGGUCCACGAGUGCGCGGUGCAGUGCCACAGCCGAGGGGUGUGUAACAACAGGAAGAACUGCCACUGCGAGGCCCACUGGGCACCUCCCUUCUGUGACAAGUUUGGCUUUGGAGGAAGCACAGACAGCGGCCCCGUCCGGCAAGCAGAUAACCAAGGUUUAACUAUAGGAAUUCUGGUGACCAUCCUCUGUCUUCUUGCUGCUGGAUUUGUGGUUUAUCUCAAAAGGAAGACGUUGAUACAACUGCUAUUUACAGAUAAAAAAACCACCAUCGAAAAGCUAAGGUGUGCGCGCCCUCCCCGGCCAUCCAGCGGCCCCCAGCCCGGGCAGGCUCGCCUCGCCCACCUCAGCAAAGGCCUGCCGACGAAACCGCCACCCUCCAGCACGUCGAAGGACACCACCAGGAGAUCGCCGCAGUGUCCGAGCGUGGACGUCAGCAGACCCCUCAAAGCCCUGGACGUUCCUCAGCCCAGUUCCCCUCAGCGGGUGCUCCCGCCCCUGCACCAGGCUCCUCCUGUGCCCUGCGUCCCCGCCAGACCCCUGCCGGCCAACCCUGCGCUCAGACAGGCCCAGGGAACUCGUAAGCCAAACCCUCCCCAGAAGCCUCUGCCUGCAGACCCUUUGAGCAAGACGACCCGGCUGAGUGGUGCCUCUGCCCGGCCCCUGGGCCAGCGGGAGUCCGGGCUCCGCCUGGCGCCCAUCAGACCGGCUCCCAAGCAGCCGCCUCAAGUGCCCAGACCGCCCCCACAUCGCCUAUGCUGAGUGAGAAGCAAGCCGACACCUUUUCUCAACAGUGAAGACAAGUUUGCACUACCCUUCAGCUCCAGUUGGAGUUCUUUUUUGUACCAACUUUUAGAAUGUUUUUUAAUGUUUCAAACACCACGAUCUGAAGAACUCUGAGCUACUGCCGUCGGUGCUGUGCUGUGCUAAGGUGCUCUGUACUUCCUCAGGUACUGUAAAUUAUUAAUUUAUGCAGAAUGCUCGUUGCAGCGCGGUGCGCUGGACGGGGCGUUUUUACCAUCACUGAGUUUUCCAUGGAAGGAAGGCUUGUUGUGCUUUUAAUAGUUUAGUGAACUUGAAAUAUCGUGCUUUAUGGGAUUCCAGACAGGAUGUUUACUUUUUGAUGGAGGCUUUACUGGAGACCAGAUCCCCAGCGACCCAUGGCUGUGGUGAUGGUGCCCGACACAGCUCAAGAGACCCCAGGUAGAACCUUGAGUGAUUUCCUGGAACCCCUGAUCCCAGGUCACAGCCUGGCUCCUGGUCCCGGCUGUGCCUGGCUUUCAGGGAUAACCUGGGCCCUGUCACAGCAGACGGGCUGGCCCACCAUGCCUACCCCCUUGAAGCUCCAGGAGAGCCGGGAAGGAGGCUUCUGGCCAGGAAGUUUUGGAGAGAACCUGGGUUGCAGAAAGGAAUUUUGAGGUGUGGCCACACCAGCACAGACAGAGACCAAACAUGAGGCCAGGUAGAAACUUGACCUUGAGCUCACAAGCCGAGAGCACUUUGGGAGAGCAGGCAGCAAAGUCUGCUCUACAGAAACACCAAGAACGCCUUUUUCUGGCUACCCUCUGCAGAGCGCUGGCAUCAGCACCUCAUUUCAGUCGGGAAAGGGGCUGUUUCUACAGGAAAGCUACUGCCCAGGCGCUGCAGACUCCAUCUCCCUGGACUGUUUGGAGCUAAACAAAUUACCACUUUGUCUUCUUGACUCUAAUACAAUGAUUCUGUGUUCAGACAGACAGAUGAGGCUUUCCACGGGACCAUAACUACUUUCAGAUGUGAACCAGUAACCAGAUCUAGUGAAUCAAAUCCAUAGAUAAAAAUCUCCUUCUAUUGCAAGGCUCAGCCUAUUCAAAAUUCGGCAGAAUCCCUAUGCUUGCAGAAACUACAACCAAAAGCAAUGCUGUGUUCCUUGGGGUAGGUUAUGCCUGCUCUCCUUGCCAGCACAGGUGGGAUGAAGAACCAUUAAGUUACUAGUGAGUUCUCUUUGGGCCAUCCUAUUUUGCCAGCUGGGCUGCAGGAACCUUUAAAAGAUGUUUUUAGCAGAAAGUUUGAAUCUAUUUUUUAAGUACUGACAGCCUACCUGUUACUCGAAUAUCAUAGAUUGUGAUGAGGAAAUCCAAUUCCUCAUCCUACAUAUUCAUGAAAUGCAGCCCCUUCAGCUUUCCCUCUUCAAAUGCCUGACUGGGGAGCCGUUUUCACAAGGAGAUCGUGGCGAUGCCUGGACCUAAUGGUGUGAGAUUUACAAAACUACUCAGACGAGGUAAAAUGCCUUUGUGCCUCUGUCUUCUAGUGGGGCCAGACGUGACUAGUUUUCACAUUAGAAGGCAACUGACAGCAGUUCCAUAAUUCACUCUGUUUUAUGAUAGAGUCUUCAUCUGGGGUCAUUUCAAUGGCUUUUCUAUGCCUUGAAGCAGAAAGACAAAACGUACCGAGAACCUUGGUUUGCCUUCCAGAAAGCAGGAGUGCAUCUAACUCUCCCCGUGUUCCGUCUCUAGGUAACACAGCAUUCAUGGCUGCGGAGAAACUAAGUAAAGCCAUGUCACAAACACACAGGAAAGGGAACCCAGCUCUGAAACAUUCCAGCUCUUACAGCACGCAGCUGUUCAUUACACAGUGAUCAAUCUCUUAAAACGACAAAGCCAUGUUAGGAAAUGUUACUGCUGAUGAGCAUGUACAGAAUUACUGUAACUGGGAUAAUUUUGGUAAUGGUAUUAAGGCCAAAACAGCUUGAAAAGUUUACAGAAUUUUUAUGGUGCAUCAUGUGGGUGUUACCUUUGUGGAUACCCAAGCCUUAGAUCUGGCGUUUUAGUCCCUUCUCCCAGUGCAAGUAAGAGGAUGUGAACUUUUUUUUUUUUGUCUGUCCUUAACUACAAUUCCUGUGUUUCCAUUUCAGAGAACCAGGAAUAGUUUGAUAUUAAAGGAGGUUAACACUGUGAUCUUACACCAUGUCAUCAGCUGGCCACUGAGGGGCCACGGCAGAUGACACAUUCUUCUCUCUAGAGUGCUAAUUGCUUUUAUAGAGCCAUGCAAUUUAUUUCUGGACAAGAACAUAUUUCAAACUAGUAUCUCCUUGCAAUACCCAGAUAAUAUUAUUAAAGGGGCAAUACUUCCAAGUGCAGAAUUUAGCAAGUGAAGCGUAUUUAGCCGUAACUUUCACUGUAAGAUAACUUAGGAAGGGAACCAAUAGCCAGGUUGUUGGGGGAGGGGGGUAGUCCUCCCCCUUUUAAUAUCCUCAGAGAUGAUGGAAACAAAACUCAAUAGUUGUAUUUCAAUGGCAGUCUAUUUUUCAUAUUUUUAAAAAUCGUAUAGGCUGAAUAACAGAGUUGAGGUGGGGUGAGAAGGGCCUCCCUCGCUCAGAGUGGGCUCUGAGGGUGGUACCCCUUCUGUGCCUCCGUCUUGUGGGAGCUGUAGGUUACAUGACCCCACUUUAUUGAGAAGUUUAUCUCCCGAAGUUUUGUGUCAGUUUGUUUUCCCGACACGUGGGAUCGGAUGGGUAGCAACCAAGAGGAACAAUGCAUAACAUUUUCCAUUGUCAGAAUGUGCACUCGGAGACUCUGCGUCCCAGUGUGAGUUUUUCCAGCCUACACAUGUGGGAUGACAUCACAGAAACCACAACAGCAACGAAUUAAACUACAUGAGAAUAAAUACCCCUGACUAGUCUCAAAGGGGACAUCUUUAUGCCUUCUUAACUUUAUUAGGAAUUCUCAGGCUGAAACCAGAGGCCAUUGUUCUCUGGCAAAUCAAUGCAACACAUCAGGGUAGCCCCGCAAAGAAAAUCAGGAAGAACUCUGCUCUGUGUCAGACUGUUCUCAGGAGCCUGUCAUCCCUGGUGGUGCUAAAAAAGAGCCUGUGCCGGGCCAGCUCGAGCGUCUCCCCGCCAUCUCUCCACUGCUGUUUACUAAGCAUCUGAGCCACUGAGACCCCGAAAACCAACCAGGAGGGCCGGGCACCUGGCAGCCGCCUGCCCCCUUCGCCGGCUUUCCUCGUCCGGGAAGCUUACAUCACUUACCACUUUCGCUCCCAAGAGCGCCCCUGGGUGUUUGGGGAGCGGGAAGCCUGGGGCAGGCUCAGCCUGGGGCCCCGUCCUCAAGGCUGUCAAAAUGACCCCAGCCCCACACGAGUAACCGGGAGAAACAUUCCACCCAGGGGUCUCCCAGGGCCGGGACUGACCCCCAGACGUGACCCCCGGGCUGGGGCCGGCCGGUGGGGCACGUGGCAGGGGCGUCCUUUCUCCCCGCCACUUGCACAGGGCCAGCCCGAGGCUGCACCGCGACUCCCCACGGCUCACAAUGAGGCCGCAAACACAUCUGGACCCAGGCAGCCUGGGCCACUGCACCUCUGUGCCUCUCCGGCGUCUCCUCAUCCCCCAGUGCUGACGGCUGCAGGUGCAGCUGCCCCCCUCCCCAGGCCCACCCCCGGGACACCCAAAGCCCUUCUCCAGAGCUGCAGCACAGAGCGACCCCACCCACUCCCCCACCAGCCUGGAGUCCAGAAAAAUCCCUUCUGCAAGCACUUCCCACCUAAAGACUUAGUCUAAUUAUUAACUAAUAAUUAAUACUUCUAAUUAUUCUAAUUAGAAGGGGGUGGCCACAGGCAAUCAGGUUACCUAUGAUUCGAAAAGUCUCUCGACGCACUCUCCAGUCCUACAGACAGCGGUUUCUUUUAAACCUAUUUGGAAACCCAGAUAGUGAUACCAGUAACAAACGCUCAGCCAGGUUCACGCGCCCCAGGCUGAGAAUCAUUUCUGUGCAGUGAGGCUUCCCGAAGCCGUUUACCUGCGCGUGAACGGACUUUCCCGGCCUUUCAUAAAGAAAACCCCCUCUUUACUUUUGAGACAUUCGUGGCAGCUUGUAGUCCAGCCAUUGAAAGCCUGUUUCAUAUGAGAAAAACAAGAAGAAACACCACAUACAAAAUUGUUAAAAUGUUCAGUAAUGGGUCCUGGUGGCCAGAUUUCACACACAGCUAAAGGAAUUCCCGGCGGGAUUCGGCCCUUCCAGGUUCCAAUCCUCUGUAACCAACCCUGAUUUUCCACAUCAUCUUCAGAACACGUGUCUUGUGUUCGCUCUGUGAUUCUCCUUCCAUAAGAUAACUUUUUAGUCCUCAACGUAGCACAUUUUAAAUCCAGACAAAAGAGUAAGUAUCACGUGAUGGUUUGAGUUUUAUGAAGACGACAAAUGAUGUCUCUGUUCAUGGCCUAUAAGCAAGUACUUAAGUAGGAUAGUGAUAGAAAAAAAUACAUCCAACUAGAAAGAGAAACUCCUCUGAGUGCAGGGCAGGACCAGUGUUAGUUGCAAAGCUCGUUUCCCUCCUGCCCCUCCGUCAGGUCAGAUUGGGAGGUCGUAGGAGGGUCCGCGGUUGGAGUGUGUGGCACAGAAAGUAUCACUCUUUAAAACUUGGCUGCAGCCUAUCCAGCACAGUACAAAGUCACAGCUACUAAACCAGUACAUUGUUUUUAUAGUGCUUCGUCCAUGUAUAACGCUUUGGUUUGCUAAGGUUUCCUCUCAUACCUUCUUAUGUUACAGUCUGUUACUUUUGUACAAGUUUCUCCUGUUGGGAGUCCACAGGUAACACAACCUGCUAUUGUCAUAGGAAAAGUCAUUGUUACAGAUAUUAUAGCCAAUAAAUGGUAUCCAGGUAAAUAUCAA
Vicugna pacos (alpaca) is the source of this 7553-nucleotide messenger RNA. The record is from RefSeq and is a predicted model, not a curated record. Lineage: Eukaryota; Metazoa; Chordata; Mammalia; Artiodactyla; Camelidae.